CCUCGCCCAGUUCUCAGUUCUUCGCACAGCCGCAACACCCCCUAGCACGUCCUUGGCAAAUCAUCACGACCGCACCCUUGAACCUCAACUCUGGCCUCAAACUUAUCUACCUAGCAGCCCAUCAGCUCCGAGCAAUCCCCGCAGAUACCCCCCACCACGACUAUCCACCGUAUCCAGCUGUUCCACCGCCUUCUCGGAACCCUCGAAGCUCGUUUCCUUAGUCUUGCGGUUUCACAGCCUUAGAAACGAAGCUCUACGACCCCACCAUCCAUCCCACCACCACCAUCACUACCAUCACUACCCCUUAAGCACCCCCGAGUAAACACACCCGGAUUGAGUGCAGGACAAGAUGCGGUUGGACGUCAAGAGACAACUAUUCGCCCGCUCGGACCGAGUCAAGGGAAUUGAUUUCCAUCCUACGGAGCCAUGGGUUCUCACGACCUUAUAUAGCGGUCAUGUCUACAUCUGGUCCUACGAAACCCAGGCAAUCAUCAAGACCUUCGAGGUGACGGAUGUGCCCGUACGCGCCGGUCGCUUCAUCGCACGUAAGAACUGGUUUGUUGUCGGAUCGGACGAUUUCCAUCUGCGGGUAUUCAACUACAACACCUCCGAGAAGAUCACGGCGUUCGAGGCCCACCCGGACUACAUCCGUGCUAUCAUUGUUCACCCGACACAACCGUUCGUGUUGACCGCCAGCGAUGACAUGACAAUCAAGCUGUGGGAUUGGGACAAAGGCUGGAAGUGUGUGCAAACAUUCGAGGGACAUAGCCAUUAUGUGAUGAGCUUGGCGAUAAACCCUAAGGAUACGAACACGUUUGCGUCGGCAUGUCUGGAUCGGACAGUGAAGAUCUGGAGUUUGGGAGGCAGUGGAGCUGCAAACUUCACAUUGGAGGCACACGAGACCAAGGGUGUCAACCAUGUGGACUACUACCCCGCCGCCGACAAACCCUACAUUCUGACCACCUCCGACGAUCGCACCAUCAAGGUGUGGGACUACACAACCAAGUCGCUGAUCGCUACCCUCGAAGGCCAUACAUCAAAUGUCUCGUUCGCAUGCUUUCACCCUGAGCUCCCGGUUAUCAUCUCUGGUUCGGAGGACGGAACGGUCAAGAUAUGGCACGCCAACACUUACAGACUGGAGCAGACUCUGACCUACGGGCUAGAGCGAGCGUGGUGUGUUUCGUACCAACGGGGGAAGAAUGCGCUGGCAAUCGGUUUCGAUGAGGGAUGUGUGGUGGUUAAGAUGGGACGGGAAGAGCCCGCGGUGUCGAUGGAUCCUAGCGGAAAGAUCAUUUGGGCAAGACACAACGAGGUUCUGUCGGCCGCUAUCAAGCCGAGUGACACCGGUAUCAAGGACAACGAGCCGCUAUCCCUCCCGACGAAAGACCUGGGAUCGUGCGAAAUCUAUCCACAGUCUCUCACACAUUCACCAAACGGUCGUUUCGUAUCGGUGUGCGGUGACGGUGAAUACAUCAUCUACACCGCUCUGGCCUGGAGAAACAAGGCAUUCGGAUCAGCACUGGACUUUGUGUGGGCCGGCAAAGAUAACAGCAAUGACUACGCCAUCCGGGAAAGCCCAGCCAGUGUCAGGCUAUUCCGCAAUUUCAAGGAGAAGAGCGGUGGUCUCGAUGUCGGUUUCGCUGCGGAGGGUUUGAUGGGUGGUGUGCUUCUGGGUGUGCGUGGCGCAGGUGGCGUCGGACUUUUCGACUGGGAGACUGGCAGUUUGGUGCGAAGGAUCGAUGUGGUGCCCAACGACAUCUACUGGUCUGAAAGCGGAGAGCUGGUCACUUUGGCUUGCGAUGAUACAUUCUAUGUUCUGCGGUUCUCACGGGAAGCCUACAUCGAAGCCCUCCAGAACGGAACAGUUGAGGAUGACGGCGUGGAGGCAGCGUUCGAGGUUGUCGUCGACAUCAACGAGAGCGUUCGCACCGGAGAAUGGGUCGGCGAUUGCUUCAUUUACACAAACUCCACCAACCGUUUGAACUACCUCGUAGGAGACCAGACCUACACCAUCUCGCACUUCGACUCCCCCAUGUACCUGCUCGGAUACAUCCCGCGAGAUGGCCGCAUCUACCUCGCUGACAAAGAUGUAAACGUGAUUUCCUACGGACUGUCCCUGUCGGUAGUCGAGUACCAAACCGUCGUACUACGUGGGGACAUGGACGCCGCCGCCGAGCUCCUCGAAUCCGUGCCCGAGGACCAGAAGAACAAGAUUGCGCGCUUCCUCGAAGGCCAAGGCUACAAAGAGCUCGCGCUCGAAGUGGCCACGGAUCCGGAGCAUCGCUUCGACCUGGCGCUGGCGCUCGGCAACCUCGAGAUCGCCCUCCAACUCGCGCGCGAAGUCGACGCCGAGCACAAAUGGAAAACCGUCGGCGACGCCGCUCUGACCGCCUGGAACCUGGUGCUGGCUGAGGAAUGCUUCACGAACGCUAAAGACAUCGGCUCGCUACUGCUGCUCCACACCGCCACGGGAAACAGCGCGGGCCUCAAAUCCCUCGCCGCGACGACAGCCCAGUCCGGCGCUCACAACGUCGCCUUCAGCUGUCUCUGGCAGCUCGGCGAUGUCGAUGCCUGCGCCGCGCUGCUCGUCAAGACUAACCGCCACGCUGAGGCCGCGCUGUUCGCGCAGACGUACAAGCCCAGCAUUGCCAGCGGCGUUGCCCGCGAGUGGAAAAAGGCCCUGGUCGCGAAUAAGAAGCCGAAGAUUGCGGAGGCGGUUGCGGUGCCCGAUGAUGAUGCCGAGCUGUUCCCGAACUGGGAGGAGUACCUCAAGAUCGAGAGUCAGGAGGACCUCAUCGAUGUCAAUGACGAUGAGGAUGUGGAGGUGGAGGAGGAUGUGGUGAAGGUCGAGGCUGAGGAGUAGUAUGUAAUGAAAUGGAAUGGGAAACUUACGGGGUUUAAUGUGCUUUUUUUUCUAUAUUUGUUUACGAUGGCUGGCUGGGGGUUGUGGUCUUUUGUGUUGCUGUUGUUGCUGCUGUAGUUGCGUGUGGAUUCAAAAGCGUUUAGAAUUCGAAUUGCGUCUAUCCAAGUAUUCAUCCAUCAUCCAGCCGAAUCUCAAUCUCAAUCUCAAUCUACA
Messenger RNA from Tricharina praecox, 3076 nucleotides. Its product is annotated as coatomer WD associated region-domain-containing protein. Gene Ontology annotation, cellular component: COPI vesicle coat. The record is from RefSeq and is a predicted model, not a curated record. Lineage: Eukaryota; Fungi; Ascomycota; Pezizomycetes; Pezizales; Pyronemataceae. The transcript is spliced from 7 exons. Bases 350 to 2863 code for a protein of 837 amino acids. Gene Ontology annotation, molecular function: protein binding; structural molecule activity. Gene Ontology annotation, biological process: endoplasmic reticulum to Golgi vesicle-mediated transport; intra-Golgi vesicle-mediated transport; intracellular protein transport.